CGCCUUUUGACACGCUCAUACUCUCUUCGGUGCAGAAACGAGGAGGGUCUGUGCAAGGCAUACAGUCACUUUUACAUAGUUGCACAGAGUUUUUGAUAGGGUUUUCUUUUCUUAUAUGUAUAUAUUCUGUUUUUUUUUGUUUUUAUUUUGGCAAUAAGCUAUAUUGUACAUCCGCGUACCUGUACACUCAGGGAGUAUCCUAGCAACCACUUUCCAGGACGUUAGCUUAAAUAACGUGCUUGUGCAACGCAUUUUUUUUCUCUUUGUGGAGAAAAAGAACAAACAUUUUAAAAAGUACCUUUUUUUAAAAAUACCUUUUAAGUAGCCUCAUUUAUCUCUUCGCCGACCGUCGUUGGAAAUAAUGAGCAGUACGAAGGGAGAAACUCGGAGUGUGUCUCCUCACUGCCCCAAACCUGAUGAGUCUGAGCAGCCGCUGGGUACAACGAUGGAGACCAGCGCUGCCAAUGACGUGACCGUGAAAUCUGAGAGCGUGACGCCCGAAGCGAUCAUCACGAAGGAGAUGGAGGAAGAAGAGAAGCAGCUGAUGGAGGAAGGGGAGAGGAAGGAGAAGGAGAUGAUGGAUAAGGCCCGGAAGUCGCUGGACAGGGAGUCACACGACAUGCGCUUCAAGAGGCUGCAGCAUCUGCUCCAGAAGAGCAACAUCUACGCUAAAUUCCUGCUGAUGAAAAUGGAGCAGCAACAAAACGAGGAGAAACUCAAGAAGGAGAAGUUUGAAAAGAAAACCAAGAAGAUAAAACCCACCACUAGUGCAGAGACUGAGAAAGAUAAAAAGAAGAGGAGGAGGGAUGAAGACUAUAAAAUAGCAGACGUCAUGUCAAAAGAGGAAAUCAUGUCGCAAGCUAAGAAAGCAAAAGUGGAGGAAACGCACGGAGCCAACAAGAAGCUGGAGGCCGAGGACAUCGAGAAGAUGAGCGAUUCCAACCAGGACAUCAAGAACCGGCUGUCGGAGACGGUGCGAGACAACGCCAAGCACCUCCUGCAUCCCGACAGGAAGGUGAACGGGAAGCCGGUCCCCGCGCAGCAGCCGCUGCUUUUCACCGGCGGCGUCAUGAGGUGGUACCAGAUCGAGGGCAUCGAGUGGUUAAGGAUGCUGUGGGAGAACGGCAUCAACGGCAUCCUGGCUGACGAGAUGGGACUGGGGAAGACCAUCCAGUGCAUCGCCCACAUCGCCAUGAUGAUACAGAAGAAGGUAACGGGCCCCUUCCUGGUGGUGGCCCCUCUCUCCACGCUGCCCAACUGGAUCAGUGAAUUCAACCGCUUCACCCCCGAGGUGUCUGUGCUGCUUUACCACGGCCAUCAUGCAGAGAGGACCAAGCUGCUGAAGCAGAUCCGAAGGCCUCAGGGGCCCCUCAACAUGUGUCCCGUCGUCGUCACGUCCUUCGAGAUCGCCAUGAGAGACAGAAAAUUCCUGCAGCACCACCAGUGGAAGUACCUGAUAGUGGACGAGGGCCACAGGAUCAAGAACCUGAACUGUCGUCUGGUGCGGGAGCUGAAGUCUCUGCCCACCGACAACAAGCUGCUGCUGACGGGAACGCCUCUGCAGAACAACCUGGCAGAGCUCUGGUCCCUCCUCAACUUCCUCCUGCCAGAGGUCUUCGAUGACCUCAAGAGCUUUGAGUCGUGGUUCGACAUCAACACCCUGAGUGAGUCCAAAGAGGUGGAUGAACGGGAGCAGAACAUCCUGAGCAUGUUGCACCAGAUCCUCACUCCCUUCCUGCUGAGGAGGCUGAAGUCAGACGUGACACUCGAGGUUCCUCCCAAAAAGGAGAUCAUCGUCUACGCUCCUCUCACGGCCAAACAGGAAGCCCUCUACAGCGCUGUGGUCAACAAGACCAUCGCAAAGGUGCUGGGACAGGAAAAGACUGAAGGUCCCGUGGCGUUGACCUCCAGCGGCAGACCGAAGCGUCGCACUAGGAGUGUGGUGGACUACAAAGAAACGGACAAAGACACGCCGCACGACCUGGAGAAAUAUCUGGAGAGUGUCCGCAAGGAGAUGGAUCAGGACUCCCGUCCUGUCCUGGAUGUCCAGAGUCCGCUGGACGCUCAGAUAAACCUGAAGCUGCAGAAUAUUUUCAUGUUGCUAAAGAGAUGUUGUAACCACCCGUACCUGGUGGAGUACCCCCUCGACCCGGCUACACAGGAGUUCAAGGUUGAUGAGCAGCUGGUGCAGAGCUCUGGCAAGUUCCUCAUUCUGGACAGGCUGCUGCCGGCUCUGAAAGAAAGAGGACAUAAGGUUCUUAUCUUCAGUCAAAUGACGUCCAUCUUGGAUAUUCUGAUGGAUUACUGCUACCUGAGGGGCUUCCAGUACAGCCGGCUGGACGGCAGCAUGUCCUACGCAGACAGAGACGAAAACAUGACGAGGUUUUCCAAAGAUCCCGAGGUCUUCAUCUUCCUGCUGAGCACCAGGGCCGGAGGUCUGGGGAUCAACCUGACGGCUGCCGACACCGUCAUCAUCUUCGACAGCGACUGGAACCCCCAGGCCGACCUGCAGGCUCAGGACCGCUGCCACCGCAUCGGUCAGACCAAACCGGUGGUGGUUUACCGCCUGGUCACGGCCAACACCGUGGACCAGAAGAUCCGGGAGCGGGCGGCCGCCAAGAGGAAGCUGGAGAUGAUGGUGAUCCCCAAGAAUAAGUUCAAAGGCAGGAAGGCAGAACUGAACCAAAGCAAGAGCUGCAUCGAUCUGGAUGAACUGAGGGAGCUGCUCAAAGUCAGAGACAUGGAGAAAGAGGUGAAAGCUUCCAGGGGGAAGGUGAUCAGUGACAAAGACCUGGAGACUUUACUGGAUCGCAGUGACUUACUGGGUAAGCAAAAGAAAACCACGAAGGAGAAAGCUGGAGUCUUCAGUGUGAUCGAUGACAAAGAGUCGUCCGACCUCACACUGGCCUGAAAAAAACACUUGAUUUAAAACCAAACUGCUGCCACUUGUAGUCGAGACUGAAGCUCCGUGAGGAUUUGCUGCUGUACGUUGACCUUUUACGUUUUCUACGUUGUACUUUCUUAUCUGCCUUAAUCGUAUCCUGUGUGUAAUUAGAUUACUUGUGUACUGUUUUGUUUGGACGUUUAACCACUGCGCCCGGGAGGAGAAGAGUUUCCUCCGAGCCGAAAGCUAAAAACUGACUUGAGUACUGUUCCUACCGUACAGUUAAUACGUGUUAAAGCCCAGCGUCACUUCAGCUCUGCAAACCUGAUGAUACUCAGUUGGCUUAAGAACGAUUGAUUUAUUAUUAAUUUUUUUUAAUUUGUUUUUUUUACUUUAAAAUCAUCGUUGUAAUCAAAGCGCUUUCAUGCAGCAGAUGUCUCUUAUGUUUUAUUCAUGUCUUUAUAUAAAUAAACAGACUUUAAAAAAAACG
Molecule: messenger RNA, 3374 nt
Organism: Mugil cephalus (flathead mullet)
Lineage: Eukaryota; Metazoa; Chordata; Actinopteri; Mugiliformes; Mugilidae
Gene: hells
Product: helicase, lymphoid specific
Exons: 23
Coding region: 362-2911 (849 amino acids)
Biological process (GO): lymphocyte proliferation; pericentric heterochromatin formation; negative regulation of gene expression via chromosomal CpG island methylation
Cellular component (GO): pericentric heterochromatin; nucleus
Molecular function (GO): ATP-dependent chromatin remodeler activity; ATP binding; chromatin binding
Source: RefSeq, a predicted model, not a curated record